CCUAUGAAUGAUUUUCACACACUGCAUGAUCGAACUGUCAAAUACUGUCAUGCUUUAGUGAACCGCAAGCUGGCUUUAAAUGAACUGUCAAGUUCCGCAAAAAGAAACUCCAAAUCGGGCUUAGAUGAACAGGUAACUAAAGAAAGUCAUGGGUUGUUUUAAAUCGAAAAUGGAGGACACGGAUGUGUGCUUGGAUUCCGAAGCGUACGCUCCAUUGUUGGAUGAAAGCAGCUCGGCCCGAGGACGAGAUGAUUUUAAUGACAAUCGGGUCACAACGACAGAGAACCGUGAGAAAAAUGCUGAUUAUGGGCUUGAAAAGUUACUGUUAAGAUUACAGCACGCUCUAACAUGGAGAAAUAUUUAUGUCGAUGUGCAAGAUAUGAGCAGUCUCGCUGAAUUACGAACAAAAAUACACGAACUAUUAAACUUUGCCACAGUCGAAAUGGGUUAUCUCGUAAGAGAUAAACGUUACUCUGAAGCGGAAGAUAUCGUGAACGCAAUUUUGAGGCUAAAAUCAUCACUUGGAAACGAGUUAGUGGAUGCCGUUCAGAUUACUGCGUUUGUUCGCGAGGUGACGACGUUUAGUCGUUUUGUUUUAUCCGGAGGUCAGUACUUCGAGCCUAUGAUGGUAAAUGAAGACGACGAAAAUGUACUCAAACUUUUCUUUUUCCUCGUUUCUGAUACCGAAACACGACAAACUAUGUUUAGAUAUUACGUGGAGUAUACGAGUUUGAUCGAAGAAUUUUUCGCGCUUGUUUUAGUUACUUCUUCUGGACAUGUUCGCCUUGAGAUGUAUGGGAGUUCUUGUCCAUCGUACUGGGAAAUACGCCAAGAUGUCAUAAAAAACGCGAGAGAAAAGAUCAAGUCGUUUGACUUUGAAGAAGAUGAUGAAUAUUAAAGUCAACUUCAGCAGAAGAGCUAGGGAAGUCGAAUAUAUAUAAUUUUUGAUCUAAUCAUUAAAAAAUGUCAAAAUCAUCGAGCUUUAUCGAGAUGAAUUAUUUAGCACUACACAAUUGUCUGUGUUGCACUAAAUGAAUGUCUGUAUCUAUAAAAUAUAAGUAAAUAACUCCAAUUUUGUUUAUACGGUUUAAUUCUCGUAGAUUCCGUUUUGUGAUAUCGUGAAAGAUAACUUAAUCGAAAACGAAACAGAAUUGCAAUAUUUUAUUGUACAUCUCUAGUUUUUUUGUACUAAUCAUAGCGGGCAUUCCUGUGUUAACGGAGUGGAAACGAAAACAAUCAACAGGAUAUCGCUAUAGUUUUUUGAUCGCGUCGUCUUCUUUUGAUAUAUAUAUAUAUUUCUCAGUCGAAGGAAUACGGAACAAAUUUUCGCAGGUUAAAAUACACUGAGUUUGUUAAUUGCUUUAGCAAAUGAGAGCUAUAAAUAAAAUGUGCUAAGACAUCUGGAA
Actinia tenebrosa (Australian red waratah sea anemone) is the source of this 1406-nucleotide messenger RNA. RefSeq lists its product as uncharacterized. NCBI's taxonomy places the organism in Eukaryota, Metazoa, Cnidaria, Anthozoa, Actiniaria, Actiniidae. The record is from RefSeq and is a predicted model, not a curated record.